AUGGAAAUUCCAUCGUUCGAUGGCCAAAAUCCUCAUGUUUGGCUGUUUAAAUCAGAGCUAUUCUUCAACAUGCAACUCAUUCCUGAAGAAUUCAAGAUUCGAUUGGCAGGAUUAAAAAUGGAAGGUGGUGCAGCAUCUUGGUUCCAGUGGGUGCAUGCAGGUGGGACGGUGCAAUCUUGGGAUGAAUUUGCCCAAGCUGUUUGCCAGAGAUUUGGGGGCACUGCCUAUAUGGAUCUUCGAGGUGUACUCUCUAAGCUUUCACAAUCAGGUUCAUUACAAGAUUAUGUGAAAGAGUUUGAGGAACUCAUGAAUCAGGUACCUGGUUUAGAUGAUAGCAUGCUUUUUAGUUUUUUUGUGUCUGGGUUAAACAUGGAACUCUGUAGCGUGAUACAAGUUCACUGGCCUGCCAAUCUCCAACAAGCAAUGCAGUUGGCUUUUGCUUAUGAUGCUUAUCACCAAGAGCUUUGUUCACCUUUUUAUGGCCAAUCCAAGAAACACAGAUGGAAGAAUAAUGCACACCCGACUUCAACAUCCUCAACCAUGUUACAGAACAAUGCCAAUCCAAGUGCACCUUUGUUACCAACUCCUCCUUCGUUACCAAUUAAGAAGCUAUUACAAGAAGAACUUAAAAAGAAACGUGAGCUAGGCUUGUGCUAUACAUGUGAGGAGAAGUGGACCAUGGGCCAUAGGUGCAAGUCAAGGAUGUUGCUCUUGAUUGCUGAACCUGAUGAUGAUGGUGUUGAAGGAGAAGAAGAAAUAGUUUGGUGUCCCGAAUCAAAUAAUGUCUUUCCACAGGAAGGCCUCUUGAAUUCCUUAUCCAUGCCAAGUAAUAACCAGAUAAUGCAGCUGGAAGAAAUGAUCAGGAACAAGAUGGUAGGAGUUCUUGUCGAUUCUGGAAGUUCACACAACUUCAUACAGAAGGAAUUGGCAUUGGAGCUUGGAAUUCCUUUAGUGCAAACAAAAUGUAUGAAGGUGGUGCUAGACAAGGUUCCUAAAGAAUUGUGGGAAGUUUUGAUGAAAUAUCAUAGAGUAUUCGAAGUUCCAAGAAGUCUGCCACCUUCUAGUGAAAUUGAUCAUUCAAUUCACCUGAUUGAAGGUUCCAAACCAGUCAAUGUGAAGCCUUACCGCUACCCACACUUCCAAAAAGCAGAAAUAGAGAAGCAAGUGAAGGAAUUGAUGUCAACCGGAUUUAUUCAAGAGAGUAAAAGCCCAUAUUCUUCCCCUGUUCUUAAUUCUUUACAAGAACAUAUACAACAUUUAGAAAUUUCUCUCAAUUGUUUAAGUACUCAUGAAUUUUUUGUCAAACUAAGCAAAUGCUCUUUUGCUGUUGAUGAAAUUGACUACUUGGGUCACUUGGUAUCGGGUUUGGGAGUGAAAUCCGAUCCUGCUAAAGUGGCUGCAAUGGUUCAAUGGCCACGCCCUCAAACAGUGAAGCAACUUCGUGCAUUCCUUGGACUCACAGGAUACUAUAGGCGUUUUGCAAAAGGGUAUGCAUCUAUAGCUACUCCUCUCACCAAUUUGCUGUCACAAGAAGCAUGGCAAUGGUCAAUUGAGGCACAGACUGAUGCAUCGAACUCAGGAAUUGGAGCAGUUUUGACUCAAAAAGGAAAGCCAAUUUCCUUUUUCAGCAAGAAGCUUGGCCCUCGGCUGGCAGCUGCCUCCACCUAUAUUAAAGAAUUCACAGCCAUCAUUGAAGCAGUUAAAGAAUAG
Molecule: messenger RNA, 1710 nt
Organism: Gastrolobium bilobum
Lineage: Eukaryota; Viridiplantae; Streptophyta; Magnoliopsida; Fabales; Fabaceae
Exons: 4
Coding region: 1-1710 (569 amino acids)
Source: RefSeq, a predicted model, not a curated record